AUGCUGAAGGCACUCUUAUAUGCGUAUGUUCUCGGAGGCAUAACAUUCAUCCCACUCCUCAUCGUCGCGGCUCUCUUCAUCACUGUCUACACCUCUGUCCCAGUUGGGGAUUUCGACGUCACCAAGAAGACCAGGGGGCGCUUGGAGGCGGACAAUGCUCUAGAGGAAGAGAAAGCGCCAGAAGCGGACACACCACCCCUCGAGACGAAUGACGCGCCGCGCACCCGCAAAGGAUGGCUGACAAUGCGCAGGACGUUUGAAGAGUCGACAGGGGACGGCGGCUAUGUCACCCUUGUUCGUUCGUUCUUGGACUCCAGGUCAAAGGAUCCCAAGAGAUCUCGUCCGAAGGACAUGUGGUACGUAGUCCUCAAAGGCAAGGUUUUGUAUCUCUAUGAAGAUGAAGAGAUGUCGGAAUGCGAAGCUGCGGUGGAACUCAGUGGCCACCAGGUGGUCAUCUACCCCGAGGGGCUGCCGGACGCAGAGCUGUACGCGAAGAGGAACGCCAUUUGCCUCAAGCCCAAGGUCGCGAAUCCGGACACCAUGCCGAGUGUCACGAGGGAGAUGCGUCUCGAGAAGGACAACGUGGAGGAGACGCUGGAGACUUCAACGACCAGUGGGAAGAAGCGGGAGGCUCAACGGGAGGCGCUGCUGGAGGAAGAGAAGAAGAAGAACGCCGCAAGAGAGGAGGCGUUGGAUCCGUCGACACCUUGGUUCAUCUUCGUUCGGUCGAAUGUGGAAAUGGAGGAUUGGUACUUCGCCUUGAUCCACGCCUCGGAGCAGCCAACACAAACGCCCACUCUUCUGCCAUUACGUGCUAUCUUCGAACCUGCCGACAUGAACCACCUUGUUUCGACCUUGGACGAACAACCAGACGUCAUACCAAUGCGCUGGUUGAACGCUUUGCUUGGACGGAUCUUCUUCAGCCACUACCGGACGCACAAUCUCGAGGCAUACAUCAUUGGCCGGCUCAUGAAGAAACUCUCGAAAGUCAAACGUCCAGCAUUUCUUACGGAAGUGGAGGUCACGCAGGUGUCGGUUGGCAACAAGGCUCCUAUGUUGAGUAAACCAAUGCUAAAGGAGCUAACGAAGGAAGGUGAUGCUUCCAUCGAGGUGCAUCUUCAAUACAAGGGAGAAGUGCGUAUUACCGUGGAAGCGACUGCGGUCAUCAACCUGGGUGCAAGGUUCAAGUCUUACACCGUCAAGCUGACACUGGCCGCAGUCUUGAAGGAAUUGGAGGGCAACUUACUUGUCAAGGUCAAACGCCCCCCGAGUAAUCGCAUUUGGUAUGCGUUUACGCAGACACCAAGGAUGGUGCUCGAGGUGGAACCUAUUGUCAGCGACCGGCAAAUUACAUGGAACAUGAUUUUGAGCACAAUUGAGUCGAAGUUCAAGGAGAUUAUCCAAGAAUCGGUAGUGAUGCCCAACAUGGAUGAUAUCGCUUUCUUUGACACUGAAGAGUACGAGCACCGAGGCGGCAUUUGGUCCGACACAUGCAGAAAGCCAUAUGUUCCAAGUUCAGCAUCUGCGGUACCAGAUGAAGUUCAAUCUGUCGCUUCCGCCCCUCUUCCGGAUACCACGUCAAUAUCCUCUGGCGACUCAAUUGCCCCUGCUACCAAAUCCCUAGAUGAAAUUUCGGUAAGCUCUGCACCCACAAUACCAACGGAAGGGGCUUCGUCUUCAACGAGCCCUCUGGACGAUUCUAACGACUCUUCGCGGAACAAUACACGGCGGCGAACAUGGUUCUCCUCUGUUCGAAGUGAAGACUUGAACUCGUUAGCAGGACCAGGCUUUGAUACGGAUAACAACCAAGAAAAGACUGAAGAGCAUCGUGGCCGCACCCUCGAACCUGAAAAAUCACCCACAACACGAUCGCAUUCAACUCCAAGUAAGCCCGAAACGCGCGAUGUGACUCCAGAACGCACGACCAACGAUGAACCCGAAUCCUCUUUCCAAAAAUCCCGUCGGUCCGCCUCCGUCUCACAAUCUUCUUCAGUGAAGAUGGACGCAGAGGAGCAGGACGACGAGGCGAUGGCCCCCCGGACCAAGUCAACGCCUGUAACGCCACGCAAGAACUCGGACGCGUCGCAGAUCGCGCGCACGCCGAGCCCGCCAUCGUUCUUCUCCGCUCUCAAGUCGAAGGCGGCGGACAAGCAGGCGAUCAACACUGCGAAGGAGGCCAUGCGGAAGUGGGGCAUGAAUGUGAAUUGGGGCGGGUUCAAGAAGGAAGCGAGCAGUACGAGCAAUGGGUCGGGCGAUGAGGGUUCUAAUGGGAGUCCGCCUCGUGGUGGUGGUGGUGGUCUGCACCCUGACAGCAGCAACAGCACGUUCAACUCGCUAACGCACAAGGCGCGCGCGAGUUACGCAGAGGUUCGGGCUGCAGUGGCAGAGAGGAAGGAGCGCGAACGGACGCCAAGCUCGAACUUCUCCGAAGAUGGUCUACGGCCUGCAUCACCUUCGACGCCUCAGAACCAGAGAACGAGGGUGACGAGCACGGGCGGGUCGUCGUCGAAAGGCGGUUUCCUGCCCCUGCCCAACGGGUCGGUGUAUUCCGAAGUGCCAUCGAACCCCUCGAUCGUGAGCUCUGCGACUAAGCGCCUGUCGGGCACGUUCGCGGGGGGCGGCGCAUCGUCGAGUACGACGCUGACGCCACCCCGGCUCGCGAACAAGAAGUCGACACCGUCGAUCAGCAAAGUCAACACCGAGGUUGACGCGCAGGACACGGUGAUCUCACCUGGGCUCGCCCAAACACCCUCACACGCCUCCUCCUCCCAUUCCUCCCACUCUCAGCAAACCCAGCCAACAAUAGACCUCGACACGGCCCCCACACAGCCGAUCCACGUCCAGCCGCAGGCAAAGACAAUGUCAAUACCCGGGAUACACGCCUCUCACAGAGGCGAGGUGCAGGCGAUGGGGUACGUCGCGCCGCCGCCUGACCCGCCUGCGCCGUCCAGCGCAGGAGGCGCGGUGGAGGGUGUCCUGAAUUUGAAGAACCCGGCGAUACAGAGUGUGUAUCGGCUUUGGAAGAAGGAUGGGGCGGCGAAAGAGGGUUCGAGUUCGACGGGUUCGCAGCAGAGUCAGCAAGGGCAGGAGACGAGUCCAGGGGCGGUUUCGGAGUCACCUCAGUCUGAGAGCUCUGUUGACCUGGAGUCAGAUCCGGCCACCAACUCCUCGAACCCAACUGCAUCAACCUCAACCUCAACCUCACCACCCACACCCGUCCCGCCAACCGUGAAACCGACACCACCGCCCCUACCUCCACGCUCGAACCCACGGCCGCUCAGCGGCGUACUCGUCGGCGCGUCGCCCGCGCCAACGCCCAUACCCGCAUCCGUACCCGCACCUGCAUCCACCACGGUUCCAGAAUCGGUGAUGUCCCCCUCGGCGGCGGAGGCGCUGAAGCGGGUGGUGAUGCGUGAUGAGGAGAUGCGUGCGGGGGCGGUGGGUACCUCUGAGCAAGAGGAGGGUGGACAAGAGGGUGGGAGGACCGAUGCAAGCGCCGACGUUGGCCCGAGCCCGGCAGGUGAAUCAGUAGCGCCAGCAGCACCGACAGCACCGUCGGUACCGAUCCCACCGAAGACGCCUCCUGCCCUGCCGCCUCGGAGGAUCCAGACACCCGCGUAG
Messenger RNA from Cyclocybe aegerita, 3621 nucleotides. The record is from the annotation of a GenBank genome assembly. Lineage: Eukaryota; Fungi; Basidiomycota; Agaricomycetes; Agaricales; Hemipholiotaceae.